ACCGCGCCGAAGGAGAACCGCAUUCACUCAGGAACGCAAGGAAGCCGUGAAUCGAGUAAAACAAGCCGUCAAAAGAAACCGCGCCGAAGGAGAACCGCAUUCACUCAGGUUCAACUCAAUUAUUUGGAGCGAAAGUUUCGUUUACAGAAAUAUUUGAGUGUUUCAGACAGAGGACAAGUGGCUCUCACUCUCAAUCUGACCGAAACACAGAUCAAGACAUGGUAUCAGAACAGGAGAACCAAAUGGAAGCGACAAAACAACAUGCGUUUGGAUGAACUCCGGUCUAAAGUGAUUGAUGGCAACACAGAGUCGGCGGUCACUGUUGGCGAUACUCCGCUCAUAUUCGGGUCCCCAUUAUGUCCGACCCCAUCGGCGGCCACACUAUCGCCCAAUCCAUACAACGGUCACUAUUUUAACUUUAAUCCAAUGCUCGCUUUGAACGGAACUGAUUUAAUGCGAUCAGUGUUUACUUUGCCCGCAAACCAUCGUUUGCACCACAAC
Messenger RNA from Medioppia subpectinata, 501 nucleotides. Lineage: Eukaryota; Metazoa; Arthropoda; Arachnida; Sarcoptiformes; Oppiidae. The record is from the annotation of a GenBank genome assembly.